AUGCCUAGGGAGAUCUGGCAGUGCCGCCGCUGUGUCAGGAAGCAGAUUGAGAUCCCGACGCCUAUUUCCGCCGAAGCGGCCUCCUUAGACACCGUCGAACCACCCGCGAAACGGCAGAGGUUGGAAGAGGCUGCUGUCGUGCACCGAAGUCCUGUGCUAGUCGAAGCCGACCGUAUCGAGGAUAGUAACGAUGACGAAGCUCGAGACCCGGUUCGAAGACCUGUUGAGGCCUCCUUCCAACCAGUAACGACCAGCAAGCCAAGGAAUAGUGUGGUACUCGAACGGCCACAAGAGGAGCGAAUUAGCCAUCAAACGCUUGAAUUCGAUGACUCUCAUGACAUCGAGAUGGCAAAUUUGGUGGAGGCUAGCUUCACCGAGUCGGUCGACCAGGGCUCGGCUCCGCUGGCAUUCAAGAAGACUGUUGUCCCUAGAAAGGUCGCCCGGCGGACCGAGAAAGAUCAGAACUCGGUUUCCGGCGUCAAUAAUAUAUCGGAGCUCGAAAAUGUCAAUGGCAGUUGCGUAACGACACCCCCGGACUGGGCAUUGUCGUCACAGACGGUUCGUAUGAAGAUGUCUGAAAGCGACACCACACUGAUUGCCACAGCGACGGUGCCAUCGGGACAUGCAUUGGCACCAGUCCAACAACCGCUUGCGUCAGAAGUGCCGCGGGAGGCCCUGGACAGUCACGAAGUCUCAGUGUCUCCAGCAGUGGCGUCAACAGAUCCGAGACAGAAGCUACGUGCGCGACCAGGCGAACAGCAAUCGGGUCUGCUGGCGAAGUCCGGAUCUGCUUCGCCAGUGGACAGCGUUGUGCAGGCUGAGCAGAAGGAGCCGAAAGGAGUCACGGCACAGCCGAUGGCAAAGCGCUCGAGGCCGACAAGGAUUGUUCACUGUGCUACCAGUGAUUGCGACACCAAGAUACUGAACAAUCACAAAUUCUGCUCGAGAUGCAAGAGGAAGGCCAACGAGGCAGCUGCUGUUCAGCCGGAAACAGCCACCGAGCAAAUUGCGAGAGUAUCGCAAGUAGUGACUGCAGCGGAUGGUGUCGAGAUGGCGCAAGCGUCGAGUAAAGGAGAUCAGAUUUCGCUGAUUACGGAAGUGGUGAGCGAAGCAUCGCCUCCAGCCGAAUGGGAUGCUAGUAGCGGUGCUGCAGUCACGCGUGGGACAGGUGCCGCUCCUGAGACAACGAUGCCGACAAUCGGAGCAUUCCUUGCACCAAGCCAAGAUGCCAAUCAAGGCCCUGUUAGGUCAGCCGGCACGGAUGCUGCUGUUGGUCCGCAUGGUGCACUGAAGGACUCGAUAGCGCUGCGCGGCCUAGGUGAGGCGGAAGCCCCCAUUGCGCAAGCGGACCCGACCCCUUCAGCUCCUACGAGCACCGAUUCACAGGCCAUUAACUGUACCAAUAAUGAUGGCGAAAGGGAUGUCGAACGUCAUAGCAUAGACGAGGUUGAUGUAGACAUGGAUGACCUUGAUCUCUGGACCCGAAGGCCUGCAGGAGAGCGAAGACCUGCGGCGCGGAACGAAGAAGCGGAAGUACUUAAUUGCCAACAGUGCGAUGGCGAGGAUAGCGAUGGUGAGGAUAGUGACGUCGUUUCGGAUCCGCCGCAAUCGCCUUCCCCGGCAAGCAGCGGCUCGGAUGUUCUUUCAAGGCAGGAUCGCUCGCCCUCAGCACCAGGCAGCACUGCAAGAGUCCACCGGAAGAUGCAAUGGAAGCGCCAACGGAGCAACUACACUGGUGGUACAGGUCUGGGUGAUUGGCAAAAGCGACCGUUGGGCACAUACGAGAGGCUCAUCAAGCUUGCAAUGUGCGAGGCACCCGAUCAUCGUCUCCAAGCCCGCGGUGUGUGUCACUGGGUCGCGAAGAACAUCAAGGGCUACACACCUCGAGCCGGGAAGUGGGAGGAAGGCAUAGCGAUGACGAUGGCGGCACAUUCGGGGAACAAUAAGAAUCUUUUCUUGAAGUCGUCGUUCAGAGAGGAUAUUGAUAGUGCGAAGUUCGGCAAGAGUGCGUUCUUCACGCUCAGGGCGGAUGUGGUGGCGACGAACGAAAGAUGGGAUCCUGUGCUUAAAGAGCCUGUUUCACCGCCUUCGGCGUCGCCAAAAAAGCCUGCCAGGGCUGCUGCAAGCUCCGUAGUAGAGGCUGUCAGCCGAAGACGCCACGCUGCCACGGAAACGGCGAAUCGUAUUGCGUCCGAAGACAAGCUGAAGUCUCGCCUGAAAGGCACACCCAAUGGGGCUGAGAAGCGGCCAAGUCUGAAGCUUCGCCUUAACAAGGCGAACAUUGAGCCCAAGAGCGUGCCUUCCGAAACAGCGCCUACAGGCUCCGCAAGCGGCAAUAGCAAACGCGGCAAAACAGUGGCGCAACCGACCAAAGCUUCGGAUAUGGCUGAUGACACAGCCGUCGUGGAAGGUGAUGAACAACAUGCAUCAGACACGUCGGAUGAGGAACCUCUCAGGACCAGGCGCUCCAAGAGAAAUGCACCAAUAACGAUGGCCUUACCGGUGCUGGCAGAAGCUCGAGCUGACCAAUUUGAUUUGUCAAAUGCCUCGGACGACGAGCCCCUUGUCAACAUCUUCCGCAGGACAUCUUCAGCCUUCAUCGCACCAGCCGCAGUAAUGCAGUCUGCCGUUGCAGCGCGAGGCGCGAAUGCUGACGCUAAUAGGAUCGACAUGAACAACGUGCCAAAUACGAGCUACGACGAAGAGACACAAGCACACGAUCGUGGCCACGGUACGAGUUCCAUGAAUCACAUAUCCAUGGAGGAUGAGUCCCAAACUCCGGAUAUUCCGGUAGAAGCUUCGCACACUCCCAGCAACGCCGUGAAGACAAGGACGACGAUGGUGAAGCUGAAGGUAAAGACGGCGCAUGCCUUUAUCAGCAAUGCAUCAUACCGGGUGCUAUCACUAGCCGACCUGUUGAAGCUUGAGCCUGAAGAGAAGGACUACAGUGCGCUAUCGCUCAGCGAAGAGUGGCCAGAGUGGGAUCCCGAGUUCCGCGCCUUGAAGACGGAAGAGAUCAAAAAGAGGCCGACGCGGAAGCAGUUGUUCGGAAAGCCAGCGAUGUACUCGAGGCUCGCUAGUAACAUAGGCUCUGACGAGGGGCUGGCGGGCGCUGUCAUAACGAAUCCGCUGAAGAACAUGGACAAAACCAUGUUCGGGUCUGCAGAGGUUAGCGGCUUGCCCGGCCUGGACACGAACAUACGGGCGUGCGACACGCUGGAAGAGUUGUUCAGUCUGCCCAAGAACGUUGUCGCGGUUGUUGAAGAUAAAAGACUGUGUUUUCGGGACGUCGCGGUCAAGGCGGGCGGAAAGCUAUCGCGAGGGAGAGGUCUGUAUCCCACCGGCUGCAACUGA
Messenger RNA from Baudoinia panamericana UAMH 10762, 3354 nucleotides. RefSeq lists its product as uncharacterized. Gene Ontology annotation, biological process: regulation of DNA-templated transcription. The transcript has a single exon. Lineage: Eukaryota; Fungi; Ascomycota; Dothideomycetes; Mycosphaerellales; Teratosphaeriaceae. The record is from RefSeq and is a predicted model, not a curated record. The coding region runs from base 1 to 3354 and encodes 1117 amino acids. Gene Ontology annotation, molecular function: sequence-specific DNA binding; DNA-binding transcription factor activity.